Messenger RNA from Histoplasma mississippiense, 666 nucleotides. RefSeq lists its product as hypothetical. The transcript is spliced from 8 exons. Gene Ontology annotation, molecular function: translation regulator activity; single-stranded RNA binding; zinc ion binding. Gene Ontology annotation, cellular component: cytoplasm. Bases 1 to 666 code for a protein of 221 amino acids. Lineage: Eukaryota; Fungi; Ascomycota; Eurotiomycetes; Onygenales; Ajellomycetaceae. The record is from RefSeq and is a predicted model, not a curated record. Gene Ontology annotation, biological process: positive regulation of cytoplasmic translation.
AUGUUGUCAUCGCGCCGCGCAUGCUACAAAUGUGGCAACAUUGGCCAUUAUGCGGAUUCUGCUAGGUCUGCUCGUCUGCGGAACGCCUUUGCUAUAACUGCAAACAACCGGGACAUGAGUCGAAUGGUUGCCCGCGUCCUCGCACAACAGAAAGGUCUAGGACAUGUGCAAGCUGACUGCCCUACUCUGCGCAUCAGCGGAGGUGCCACGGGCGGCCGCUGCUACAUUUGCCAUCUGCCCGGCCACUUGGCUCGGACCUGCCCAUCUGCCGGUAUGCAUGGUGCCGGGAGAGGCGCUCCAGUUAUCCGUGGCGGUUUCAACUCUGCCUUCCGUGGAGGAUUCGCGGGGUAUUCCAGAACCGCGAUGUGCUACAAAUGCGGCGGCCCGAACCACUUUGCACGGGAUUGUCAGGCCCAAGCUAUGAAAUGCUAUGCUUGUGGAAAAUUGGGUCAUAUCUCUCGUGAUUGCCCGGCUCCGAACGGUGGGCCGCUGAGCUCCGCAGGGAAAGUUUGCUACAAAUGCUCUUUGGCUGGCCAUAUCUCUCGCGAUUGCCCUACCAAUACCAACGAAACCGUUGCUCCUAGUGCUGCGGAACCUACUACUGAAGUUGCUGCUGUGGAUAGCGUUGCCCCCGCUGCUUCAGCACCCACAACCGCGGUGGCUUAA